Messenger RNA from Laetiporus sulphureus 93-53, 744 nucleotides. RefSeq lists its product as uncharacterized. Bases 1 to 744 code for a protein of 247 amino acids. The transcript has 5 exons. NCBI's taxonomy places the organism in Eukaryota, Fungi, Basidiomycota, Agaricomycetes, Polyporales, Laetiporaceae. Gene Ontology annotation, molecular function: protein kinase activator activity. Gene Ontology annotation, cellular component: nucleus; cytoplasm. Gene Ontology annotation, biological process: positive regulation of protein phosphorylation; cell division; signal transduction. The record is from RefSeq and is a predicted model, not a curated record.
AUGUCGUUCUUUAACUCGUUCGGAAGAUCUAUGACACGGGCACCUCGCCCUCCGAAACGCUCUACGACACCGACCUCUUCGUCGUUUCCGUCCACUGAGUCACUACCUGGCACGCCGACAAUGCCAGCAGCUCCCAAGCCACUUUACCUAUGUAGCCCGUUCGUGGAGGCGGCGCUCGUCAAGGGGAAUUUCAAGCACAUUGUUAUGCUUCCGAAGUAUGCAGACGUUAUGGAGUGGGUUGCUGCCAACAUUUUUGAUUUCUAUCAGAACCUCAACUUGUUCUAUGGAGCGCUCUCUGAGUGCUGUACUCAGCAGUCGUGUCCCACUAUGUCAGCUGGACCAUCUUUGAACUACACAUGGAUCAAUCAGGACCGGAAGAGUGUCCAACUGCCUGCACCCACGUACAUCGACUACGUGAUGACCUGGGUGCAAGACUUGCUUGACGACGACAACGUGUUCCCCACGAAAUCUGGGCGGGAAUUCCCUCAAACGUUCCCAUCGACCGUGAAGCAUGUAUAUCGCCAACUGCUACGCGUCUUCGCGCACUUGUAUUACGUACACUACCCGCAGAUCCUUCAUCUCCGUAGUGAACCGCACUUCAACUCCCUGUUCGCACACUUCCUCGCGUUCGGCAAGGAGUAUGAGCUGCUAGAUAUCAAGGAUGUCAAGGGUCAGCCCAACUCGCCCGUCGGCAUCGGCGCGCUGUGGGACCGAUGGAAAGAGAUGGGCAUCCUGGAGGCAUGA